CGAUCUUUUCAACAAGCCGAAUCCAACAUGGUGAAGGUCAAGGCCAAAGAGCUCCGUACCCGGAAGAAAGAGGAACUGCUUAAGCAGCUUGAGGACCUCAAGCAGGAACUUGCUGCACUUCGAGUUACCAAGGUUACUGGUGGAGCUGCCUCUAAACUCUCAAAAAUCCAUGUAGUACGAAAGUCUAUUGCCCGAGUUUACACUAUUAUUCACCAGAAACAGAAGGAGAAUCUACGAAAAUACUACAAGAGCAAGAAAUACAAACCAAAGGAUCUCCGCAAGAAGAAGACCAGGGCUAUGCGACGUGCUCUUACCCCACAUGAGAAGUCUCUCAAGUCCAGCAAGCAAGUCAGAAAGGAGCGAGCUUUCCCUAUGAGGAAGUAUGCUGUAAAAGAAUAGACUGUACUGUAAAUUAUGUAAUAAAAAAAAUCAGAAAGA
Lineus longissimus is the source of this 438-nucleotide messenger RNA. Its product is annotated as large ribosomal subunit protein uL29-like. Bases 28 to 399 code for a protein of 123 amino acids. Lineage: Eukaryota; Metazoa; Nemertea; Pilidiophora; Heteronemertea; Lineidae. The record is from RefSeq and is a predicted model, not a curated record. Gene Ontology annotation, molecular function: mRNA binding; structural constituent of ribosome. The transcript is spliced from 4 exons. Gene Ontology annotation, cellular component: cytosolic large ribosomal subunit; ribosome. Gene Ontology annotation, biological process: maturation of LSU-rRNA from tricistronic rRNA transcript (SSU-rRNA, 5.8S rRNA, LSU-rRNA); translation.